This is a messenger RNA of Folsomia candida, 578 nucleotides long. Its product is annotated as claw keratin. NCBI's taxonomy places the organism in Eukaryota, Metazoa, Arthropoda, Collembola, Entomobryomorpha, Isotomidae. The coding region runs from base 75 to 368 and encodes 97 amino acids. The record is from RefSeq and is a predicted model, not a curated record. The transcript is spliced from 9 exons.
UCUCUCCAGGGACUGGCCCCAGUUGAAAUUUCCUUAAAGUACAAAGCACACUGCUACUUUUUCUUCUGAAUAAAAUGGGGAAAUUUAAUAAGAUUGUUGAAUUAAUUCUUUACUUUGUACUGCUAUCGUUUUCCGUUCAUUCAGUGCGUGGGAAUCCAAUCGGCGCACCUGAAGUUAAUAAUGGAUUAACGUAUCCAGACGUCAAUGGCCCUUCUCCUGCAUUGAUUCGAGAGCCGAGAUUUAUUAAGAAAGGAUUCGGAGGAUACGGAGGAUAUGGAGGUUAUGGAGGGGGUUUUGGGGGCUAUGGAGGAUAUGGAGGUUACGGUGGUUAUGGAGGAUAUGGUGGUGAGUUACAACGAGAGCAUUAAUCCUGUUAAAUAUGUAUGAGUGGUAUUUUCUAAUUGAUUUUCAGGUUAUGGAGGAUAUGGAUAAAAUCGCCGAAAAAGAAUUCAACAAACUCUUUAAUGACUAUAUUGUACUUUUUUAUGGGGACUUAAUACUUUGCCCACUUUUCAACAUACUUAAUUUCAUAUUCUCAAUUUAUAAAUAAAAUUAAUACCUUUCAAUGAAUGCAUAAA